AUGUCCGUCGUUGAGCAGCGCCACGGAAAGAAGAACAUCCUCGCCGAGCACGACGACGAUGUCGUCAUUGUCUCGGCUCUCCGAACUCCCAUCACCAAGGGCAAGAAGGGUGGCCUCUCGCAGUGCGCCCCCGAGGAGAUGCUCGGCUGGACUCUUAAGGGUGUUCUUGCCCAGUCCAAGAUCGACCCCAAGCUCAUCGAGGAUGUUGCCGUCGGUACCGUCCUCGCUCCCGGUGGUGGCUCCACCCAGGCCCGUAUGGGUGCUCUCUGGGCCGGUAUCCCCAACACUGCCGGUUGCAACAGCUUGAACCGACAGUGCUCUUCCGGUCUCGCUGCCGUCAACCAGAUUGCCAACCAGAUCGCUCUUGGCCAGAUCGACAUCGGUAUCGGUUCCGGAGUCGAGUCGAUGACCCUCAACUAUGGUGCCGGUAUCAUGCCCUCCAAGAUGUCCGAUGCCGUCAUGGAGAACGAGGAGGCUGCCGACUGCCUCAUGCCCAUGGGUAUCACCUCUGAGAACGUCGCCAAGAAGUACAACAUCAACCGUCAGAAGCAGGACACCUUCGCCGCCGACUCGUUCGCCAAGGCCGCUGCCGCACAGAAGGCUGGCAAGUUCAAGAGCGAGAUCGUCACCGUCAAGUACGUUGACGACGAUGGCAACGAGCGCACCGUCGACUUGGACGAUGGUAUCCGUGAGGGCGUUACCGUCGAGUCGCUCUCCAAGCUUAAGCCCGCCUUCGCCAAGGACGGUUUCACGCACGCCGGUAACGCAUCGCAGGUCAGUGACGGUGCCGCCUCGGUCCUCCUUGCCCGCCGCAGCGCUGCCAAGAAGCACGGUCUCCCCAUCAUCGGCAAGUUUGUUACUUGUGCCGUGGUUGGUGUUCCCCCCAACAUCAUGGGUGUCGGCCCCGCUUACGCCAUCCCUCGCCUCUUCGAGCUCACCGGUCUCUCCAAGGAUGACAUUGACAUCUUUGAGAUCAACGAGGCUUUCGCUUCGCAGGCUCUCUUCUCAGUCGAGCACCUCGGCCUUGACAAGAACAAGGUCAACCCUGUCGGUGGUGCCAUUGCCAUGGGCCACCCUCUCGGUGCCACUGGUGCCCGACAGAUCGCCACUGGUCUUGCCGAGGCUAAGCGCCAGGGCGGUAAGAAGCUCAUCGUCACCUCGAUGUGCGUCGGUACGGGUAUGGGUUGCGCCUCUCUCAUCGUUUCCGCUUGA
This is a messenger RNA of Ustilago hordei, 1212 nucleotides long. Its product is annotated as putative POT1 - acetyl-CoA C-acyltransferase, peroxisomal. Gene Ontology annotation, biological process: fatty acid beta-oxidation; phenylacetate catabolic process. NCBI's taxonomy places the organism in Eukaryota, Fungi, Basidiomycota, Ustilaginomycetes, Ustilaginales, Ustilaginaceae. The record is from RefSeq and is a predicted model, not a curated record. The transcript is spliced from 2 exons. The coding region runs from base 1 to 1212 and encodes 403 amino acids. Gene Ontology annotation, cellular component: peroxisome. Gene Ontology annotation, molecular function: acetyl-CoA C-acyltransferase activity.